ACCAUUUUUUGUCCAUCUCUUACAAGUACAAAAUAGAGGAAGAACAUUCUCGUCCUUGAGAACAACAUUGCAGGCAAGAUGGUCGCAUACUGGAGACAAGCAGGUCUAAGCUACAUUCGCUUCUCGGCGAUUUGUGCUAGUGCUGUUCGGGCAGCCUUGAAAGGUCCAUUGAAAGCAGAGGCCCUCAAAGCCGCGGAAACCAGUGUCAAAGUAAACCGACCGAAGACCGCAUGAGCCAUGAUAACCUGAGUCCUUGAUGUUGUGUCCAAAGGGCCCUUAGCUGGAAGACCUCUAGCGUGAAACGUUCCUUAGUAUGUUUGUCAUCAACAAAAGCAGUGGAAAACGACAUUUUAAUUUUCCAAAGCUCCACCAUUAAAUAUGUAAUUAAA
Molecule: messenger RNA, 389 nt
Organism: Alosa alosa (allis shad)
Lineage: Eukaryota; Metazoa; Chordata; Actinopteri; Clupeiformes; Clupeidae
Product: ATP synthase subunit epsilon, mitochondrial-like
Exons: 3
Coding region: 79-234 (51 amino acids)
Biological process (GO): proton motive force-driven mitochondrial ATP synthesis
Cellular component (GO): mitochondrial inner membrane
Molecular function (GO): proton-transporting ATP synthase activity, rotational mechanism
Source: RefSeq, a predicted model, not a curated record